Molecule: messenger RNA, 3655 nt
Organism: Polypterus senegalus (gray bichir)
Lineage: Eukaryota; Metazoa; Chordata; Cladistia; Polypteriformes; Polypteridae
Product: transportin-2
Exons: 25
Coding region: 192-2861 (889 amino acids)
Biological process (GO): protein import into nucleus
Cellular component (GO): cytoplasm; nucleus
Molecular function (GO): nuclear import signal receptor activity; small GTPase binding
Source: RefSeq, a predicted model, not a curated record
UCGAGAGCGAGCGCGAGAGGAGGCGAGUGGAGCCACAAUUAAUUGUAAAGUGUAUUAAAAUUAACAAGAAUCAACGCAGUUACGAGGUUGAAACGUGAAAAAUUUCGGGGUACGGUGGUGAUAGGCGGCUGGAUUUGUGUCAUUUUUACAGGUGAUGCAUCUUUUUCUCGCUUGUAUUCAAAGAUUCGGAAAUGGAGUGGCAGCCAGAUGAGCAGGGACUCCAGCAAGUCCUUCAACUUCUCAAGGAUUCUCAGUCUCCCAACACUGCUACCCAGCGCGCCGUUCAGCAAAAACUUGAGCAUCUCAACCAAUAUCCUGACUUCAAUAACUACUUAAUAUUUGUACUAACAAGACUUAAAUCAGAGGAUGAACCAACCCGGUCUCUAAGUGGCUUAAUCCUCAAAAACAAUGUGAAAGCACACUACCAGCACUUUCCUGCAACUGUAGCUGAUUUUAUCAAGCAGGAAUGUCUAAACAACAUUGGAGACACCUCUCCUCUCAUCAGAGCCACCAUUGGGAUCCUUAUAACUACAAUUGCCUCCAAGGGCGAGCUUCAGACGUGGCCGGAGUUGCUGCCCCAGUUAUGUAACCUGCUGAAUUCUGAAGAUUAUAAUACUUGUGAGGGUGCAUUUGGAGCCCUGCAGAAAAUCUGUGAAGAUUCAUCUGAGCUUCUGGACAGUGAUGCUCUGAACAGGCCUUUAAACAUCAUGAUUCCUAAGUUCCUCCAAUUCUUUAAGCACUGUAGUCCUAAGAUCAGGUCCCAUGCCAUUGCUUGUGUUAACCAGUUUAUUAUUGGCCGAGCACAGGCGCUGAUGGACAACAUUGACACUUUCAUUGAGCACUUAUUUGCACUGGCUACAGAUGAAGACCCUGAAGUCAGAAAAAAUGUUUGUCGUGCAUUAGUAAUGCUGCUUGAGGUUCGCAUAGAUCGUCUCAUACCUCACAUGCACAGCAUCAUACAGUACAUGCUUCAGAGAACACAGGAUAGCGAUGAGAAUGUUGCCCUGGAAGCUUGUGAGUUCUGGCUCACAUUAGCCGAGCAGCCGAUCUGCAAGGAUGUGCUGUCAGGUCACCUGGUACAGCUUAUUCCCAUCCUGGUUAAUGGUAUGAAGUAUUCAGAGAUUGAUAUCAUUUUAUUAAAGGGUGAUGUAGAGGAAGAUGACACAGUACCUGAUAGCGAGCAGGACAUAAAACCACGCUUCCACAAAUCGCGUACAGUCACUUUGCAGCAUGAAGCAGACGGCACUGAAGAAGGCGAAGAUUUUGAAGAUGACGACGACGAUGAUGAUGACACAUUGUCUGACUGGAACCUACGAAAAUGCUCUGCAGCAGCUCUUGAUGUUCUUGCCAAUGUUUUUCGAGAUGACCUGCUGCCACAUCUCCUCCCUCUUCUGAAAGGGCUGUUGUUUCAUCCAGACUGGGUGAUCAAGGAAUCGGGUAUUCUUGUACUAGGAGCUAUUGCAGAAGGUUGCAUGCAGGGCAUGGUGCCAUUCCUGCCUGAGCUGAUACCACACUUAAUUCAGUGCCUGUCUGAUAAGAAAGCUCUGGUGCGUUCCAUUGCCUGCUGGACUCUCAGUCGCUAUGCUCAUUGGGUGGUGAGCCAACCUCCAGAUAACUACCUGAAACCCCUAAUGACUGAGCUACUCAAAAGGAUCUUAGAUGGCAACAAAAGGGUGCAAGAAGCAGCUUGCAGUGCUUUUGCCACAUUAGAAGAGGAAGCCUGUACUGAGCUAGUCCCCUACCUGAGCUACAUCCUAGACACUUUGGUGUUCGCGUUUGGGAAGUACCAGCACAAGAAUCUGCUCAUACUGUAUGAUGCCAUUGGUACUCUGGCAGACUCCGUAGGUCAUCAUCUUAACCAACCUGAAUAUAUUCAGAAACUAAUGCCUCCUCUAAUUCAAAAGUGGAAUGAACUGAAAGAUGAGGAUAAAGACUUGUUCCCUUUGUUAGAGUGCUUGUCAUCUGUAGCUACUGCCCUCCAGAGUGGAUUCUUACCCUACUGUGAGCCAGUCUAUCAGCGCUGUGUUACACUGGUGCAAAAGACAUUGGCCCAAGCAAUGAUGUACAAUCAACAUCCAGACCAGUAUGAAGCUCCUGACAAGGAUUUCAUGAUUGUAGCAUUGGAUCUUUUAAGUGGGCUUGCAGAGGGGCUCGGCUUACAUGUGGAACAGCUGGUGGCACGAAGCAAUAUAAUGACUCUACUUUUUCAGUGCAUGCAGGACACAAUGCCAGAGGUCCGACAGAGCUCUUUUGCUUUGCUUGGAGAUCUUACCAAGGCUUGCUUCCCCCAUGUCAAGCCCUGCAUAGCUGAAUUCAUGCCCAUCCUUGGUACAAACUUGAACCCUGAGUUCAUCUCUGUGUGCAACAAUGCAACAUGGGCUAUUGGGGAGAUAUGUAUGCAGAUGGGACCAGAAAUGCAGCCAUAUGUUCAGCUGGUUUUAAAUAACCUUGUUGAAAUCAUUAAUAGGCCAAAUACACCUAAGACACUGCUUGAAAACACAGCAAUCACCAUUGGAAGGCUUGGCUAUGUGUGCCCUCAAGAGGUUGCCCCUAUGCUGCAGCAGUUCAUCAGACCCUGGUGUACAUCUUUGAGAAACAUCAGAGACAAUGAAGAAAAGGACUCUGCAUUCCGAGGAAUUUGCAUGAUGAUUGGUGUAAACCCUGGGGGUGUGGUUCAAGAUUUCAUUUUCUUCUGUGAUGCUGUGGCCUCAUGGGUGAGCCCAAAGGAUGACUUAAGGGAAAUGUUUUACAAGAUCCUGCAUGGUUUCAAAGACCAGGUGGGAGAGGAGAACUGGCAGCAGUUCUCUGAGCAGUUCCCUCCUCUCCUAAAGGAGCGGCUCUCUGCGUGCUAUGGAGUGUAGCCAUGGCAGUGUGGGGGUAAAUGUCAGGUAUCUUAUGGGAGGGUUACUGGGAACUCAUCCAUGUCUCAUAUUGCACUGCCCUGUUUUUGGGGGGUUAGGGAGGAGCUAGAGGGGACAAUGCUUGCCACCCCCAUGCCCCACCCCUGGAUUUAAUACUGUGGGGUUCGGGAACUUCAGCUGAACAACGUGAACACAUCCUGCUCACCUGGGGGAAAAUGUGUUGGUGAAAAUGCAACUUUUGGAGAGGAGAUGGCAGCCACUCCAGUCGCUAUAUACCUAGACCAAUAAAAACAAAGGGGACAAACUCCACAGAAUCAUAAACUCUGCAACCCACCAGGCUUUAGAUGUAUAAGGGGAAAUUAACUGGGUAGGUUUAUAGUUUGACUUUAAUAGCCAAGGUAAAAUCUGCAGUCAAAAUCUUUUUAUGAAAUCUUAGGUAAAGAGAAUUUGGUGGAAAUGGCUUAUCCCCCAUUAUUCUCCUUUUGGAACAAAGUGGAAUUUGACUUGAAGCUGUGGUUUUAACAAAAAGCAAUUUGGUGUGUAAUGCAAGUGUUAGAACACAAACAUUGCUGUAUUUCAGAGAAAGGGAAGUAGAGGGUGGGUGUGGGCGGGUCAUCACUUCUUCAAUAUAUGUGAUUCCAUGUGUAAAUCACCCACCAGUCUAGUCUCGGAUGCAGUUCACAGCAUGAAAUGUGCAAGAUUUACUUGAACGGAGGAGGUAAAAAAUAGGCUCUGUGUUGACCAGGUUUUUGUUAGGCUAGAUGAGUAAUUUGCCAUGGUGGUGUGUAUGAUGU